UGAUAAUCGUGCCGGCGACCGAUGUGCCGUGUUCAGCUGAGCUGGCCACGUUCUUUCCAUUCCAUCCCUAACGAUGUCCUCCGAAGCACUCCGACCUAGGGGUCGGCCAGCGCACACGCCCGGAUCGACGGUUCUGGCGUACACCCCCGACGGUCGCCGCGUGAUCACGGGCGGUUCCAACUCGGCGAUUCGUAUCUACACUGUCGGCCAGGAUGGCGAGCCGAAGACCGUCGACGAAGGUGUCGAUGGACAUAUGGGUAUCGGUGCUACGAACGAGUCGUUCAUCUUGGGCGCCGAAGACGGAACGGUAUGGCAGUACGAGAUAGGAUCGGGACGAAUGGAGAAAUUGCUGGUUCGCUGUGCCUUGCCAGUGCGGGACAUUGCUGUUUCGAGAGAUGGGGAGUGGGCUGCCGUUGCGAGCGAUGAACUCACAGUGAAGAUCGUCAAUGUCGAGGACAUGACCAAAGUGAAGUACCUGCGGGAGCAGACCAAGGGCAGCAAGCACGUCACGUUCGACCCGAACGGCCAGUACAUUGCGGUUUCGUGUACAGAUGGUUUCCUUUACGUAUACUCGAUCGCGUCAGAGGAGCCCGAGCUCGUGCAAAGGCUAGACGGCGUCAUACAGCGACUGGAGCCGGAGGACGAGACGACAUCGAGAGCGGUAUGGCAUCCGGAUGGGACGGCGUUCGCGUCUGCAGAAGCCACGCGUGACAUCGCGAUCUUCUCGACAGGCCAGUGGAAAAAGGAAAAGGUCUUUUCGGGCGGCCACAACGGACGGGUCACCGCCAUCAGCUGGUCGCCUAACGGGGCGCUUCUUGCGACCGCUGGUGCCGACGGCCAGGUUCUGAUCUGGGACACGCGCACGCAGAAGGUUCUGCAGAGUCAUGAUUUUGCGAACGUGAUUAACCUUGCCUGGCAUCCGACCACCAACUCGCUUUCGUUUACCACCUCGGAUGGUGAAUUGUUCAUAUACGACGGGAUUGUACAGCCUGCGCACCAGCCUCUGCUGCAGAAACCGCUCCAGGCCGCUCCUAUCUUCCCCGGCCCGUUGACGGAGAUCUCUGAUAAUGUACGGCGACCGUUGGCGAGCCGACCGAAGGAGUCUAUUGAGCGGAGGGACAGGCUGGGGUCUCCUGAUUCCCUGGACGAUCUUCUCGCCGGUGAUCAGGGAAUGGCGGACUUUGUCGAUGAUGACGACGGAGCGGGCUAUGCUGAGGACGAGGUAAAUGAAUUCGGCAAACGCACGAACCGGCAUUUGGAUGGCAUCGAUGGCCACGCCGAUAAACGGAUGAUCGGCUCGUUUGGAAAACCGAAGGUGCAUCCCCCUCUUCAGCCCGGUAGCACGCCGUGGAGAGGCAACCGACGAUACCUUUGUCUGAACUUGACUGGCGCCGUCUGGACUGUGGACCAGGAAACCCAUAACACGGUGACCGUGGAGUUUUACGACCGGGAACUUCACCGCGACUUUCACUUUACCGAUCCGUAUAUCUAUGACCGGGCGUGUCUGAACGACAAUGGGACUUUGUUCUCUAAUAACCCCAGCGACGGCAGCCCUGCCACGAUAUUCUACCGUCCCCACGAGACCUGGACCACGCGGGCAGACUGGCGGACCCAGCUGCCCCAAGGGGAAUUCAUCCGAGCGCUGGCGCUAAGUGAUUCUUACAUCGUCGCGGUGACUACGAAAGACUACGUGCGCGUGUAUACGCUAUUUGGCACUCCCUUCAAAGUGUACCGGCAAAAGAGUCCAGCCGUGACCUGCGCCGCCUGGCGCGACUACGUGAUGACAGUCGGAAACGGACCACUGGGAAGCGACGGCCGCACGGCGUCCCUUCGAUACACCGUAGAAAACGUCAAGCGCGACGAGAUCUGCCAAAACGAGGAUGUAGUGGCGCUCCCGGAGGGGUCCGAACUGAAGAGCGUCUUCUUUUCCGAUACCGGGGACCCAUGCAUCUACGACACCGAGGGCGUGCUGCUGAUCCUCCAACACUGGCGCACUCCCGGCCAGGCGCGCUGGGUUCCCCUGCUAGACACCAAACAGAUGGAGCGUCUAGCCAGCGGUCGCAAGGAAGAGACGUACUGGCCCGUUGCCGUCGCGCAAGACAAGUUCCACUGUAUCAUCCUGAAGGGAGGAGACCAAUACCCGUACUUCCCCCGCCCGUUGCUAAGCGAAUUCGACUUCCGGGUCCCCAUCUCGGACACUCCCGGGCAAAGCCUCGGCGAGGACGCAGAGCGCAACGAAGGCCCGCGGUUCGAGGAGUCUUUCGUGCGAGGCAACGUCAUGCUGUCACUCUUCCAGGACUUACUCUCUUCCACCAAUGCGACAGCUAGCCAACGUGCGGAGCUUGUCCGCAAGGAGCUGGAGCUGGAUAAGAUCCUUCUGCAGCUGCUCGCUGUGGAGUGCCGAGAAGGCGAAGAACGAGGCAUGAAGGCCCUGGAGCUGGUCCAGAUGAUGAAGGACCGCAAUGGCAAGAUGGUCGAAGCGGCUGUCCGGAUUGCGGAGCGGUAUGGGCGGGGCGUGUUGGAGGAUAAGAUCCGACAGAUGGCGGAGAGGCGACUGGGUGGUGAUGAUGACGAUGAUGAGUUGGCUUGAGAGGCUGGAUACCAGGAUAUGAUACGCG
Molecule: messenger RNA, 2618 nt
Organism: Aspergillus candidus
Lineage: Eukaryota; Fungi; Ascomycota; Eurotiomycetes; Eurotiales; Aspergillaceae
Product: WD40 repeat domain-containing protein
Exons: 8
Coding region: 74-2590 (838 amino acids)
Biological process (GO): DNA-templated DNA replication; mitotic cell cycle; DNA repair
Cellular component (GO): nuclear replication fork
Molecular function (GO): chromatin binding; protein binding
Source: RefSeq, a predicted model, not a curated record